Messenger RNA from Danaus plexippus (monarch butterfly), 2453 nucleotides. RefSeq lists its product as uncharacterized. Lineage: Eukaryota; Metazoa; Arthropoda; Insecta; Lepidoptera; Nymphalidae. Gene Ontology annotation, cellular component: nucleus. Gene Ontology annotation, biological process: negative regulation of transcription by RNA polymerase II. Gene Ontology annotation, molecular function: zinc ion binding; DNA-binding transcription repressor activity, RNA polymerase II-specific; RNA polymerase II cis-regulatory region sequence-specific DNA binding. The coding region runs from base 241 to 2376 and encodes 711 amino acids. The record is from RefSeq and is a predicted model, not a curated record. The transcript is spliced from 14 exons.
AUCUCAAAUCACUAAUCAGUGAAAACUUGUUAUGUUGAUUUUUUAAUUGUUUACUUUUUUUCUCCAACAAGAAUUUGAACUAAGUGUAAUUUAUGAAAGUAACAUCUUGUUUAAAAUAUUUAUUUAGAUAAGUAAGCCUUACCGGAAAGUAUCACAUAUUUUCUUAGCCAUGGAGGAAAAAAGUUUUGUUUGGACAUCUGAUUUAACGAAAAGAUUUUUUCAAUUGCGUUUUGAUAAUGAAUGGCUGUUCCGAAAAAAAAAGCAACCUUGGAGAGACUCUUUUAUUCUAGAGAAUUCUAUAAAAUUUUACUAAAAAGUGGAUUUCCAGAAGAGAUGACACUCAAUCAUGUACGCAAGAAGUGGUCAUAUACAUAUGAUUCAUACAGAAUAGCAAAGAAAACAAACAACAAACAGUGGAAAUAUUUCAAAAUAUUUGACAAACAUUUUGGGAAAACUCAAGUUUUAGAUAAAUAUGAAUCAUGGACCGAUGAAUGGCGACAUAAAUUAAUAAUAUGCAUAUCUGAGGCCAAAGAAAUUAAACUUGAUUUUCAACAUAUGUGGAGGACAGUUGAAAAUGCAUUACGAUGCCAGGAUCUUCCGCUAGACUGUUGCAUACAAGAUAUUAAAGGGUUAUGGCAUUACAUUAGAAUGACAUUUAAUAGGAAGUACAGAUUGGUAAUGAGAAAUAGUAUAGAUUCUGAGGACUGGCCACUUUAUGACCCCAUGUUGGAGUAUCAUACUAAAUAUGAGCCAGAAUAUCUGGAACGCCUCAGCAGUAUGUCUGCUGGUGGUAUGGCUGCUAUAGAGUUCCGCUUAAAACAUAGACCUAGAGAGAAGAAAAAAAAAGAUGAAGCAGAUGAUGAAUUCCAAUGGUCCAGAGAUAUCACAGAAUCAUUCAUUCAGAUUAGAAUGCAGAAUGAUUGGCUUUUUAGGGACAGGAAAUGGGCGUGGAGUAACCUGCGUCAGAUUAUGAUAGAGGAGUACGGUUUCCCACAUUGUCUGUCUAGCAGAGACCUCAGCAGGAAGUGGGCUGCAAUAUAUGCUGAGUACCAAAAAGCUAAAGCGACAAACAAUAUCUCAUGGAUGUAUUAUUCUCUUUUUGAAGUUUAUUUCGGAGAAAGCAGUAUGAGUCUCAACCCUUUGCUUGGCUGGCAAGAAGAGUGGGUGAUUAAUUUAAUAAGUACUAGAACAGAAUUAGAACAAUUGUUUAAAAUGUGGGAAAAGAAAAAGGAGACACCGUGGCGAGAAGUGGAGAAAAAACUCAGGAAAAUGGGAAUUCCUUUGGAUCAUAGUCUUCUAGAAAUAGAGGAAAUUUGGCGGCACUUAUUGAAGACUUUUAAGUGGAAGCAGAAAUUCGCUAGCAAAGGCAUACUGAACGAGCAGUGGCCGUACUACGAACACGUGUCCAGAUAUGUCGACCAGCACGAAGCAAAGGAGGCUAAUGACGGAGAUUUCGAAGACGACGUGAAGCUGUACGAGCUGAAGAAGAUCGCCAUGGAACCGAAGCAUGAAGUGACCAAUGUGUGCAGAUCCUGCUCGAGCGACGAUGGCUGUGUGAAAAUAUUUGAGGAAACAGACGACGAAGGUCUCGAUGUGGCUUAUAAGCUGAAAGUCAUCGGUGGCAUAGAGAUACAAAGAUCAGAUACCUUACCCACCCAAAUAUGUCUUCAGUGUCUACAAGAGUUGGAGAACGCGUUCAAGUUCAGACGUCAGUGUCAAGAGGUGGACAAAAAUCUCAGAAGCAGCUCCUCCUUCAUCAAAGUGGAAUUACAACUAGACGAUAAACAUCAUACGAACGAAAUCUGCGAUGGAGAGAGACAGAACUAUGAAAUAGAGAUGGAUAGAGACGGCGUCACCAUGGCAACGAAAAAAAAAACAUCCCCGCAAAUGAGACCCGCGAGGAAAGUUAUAAGGAGGAAGAAGGUCCGCAAGUCCGAAUACGAAUAUCUAAAGGUGUGCGAAGUGUGCGGGAAACACACCAGAAACCUCAAGGCGCACAUGGACGUACACUCGAAAGACAAAUGUUACUCGUGUGAAAUAUGCGAGAAGAAAUUUAAAUUCAAAAGCGGGUUGAUAGUCCACAAAGCCACCCACAAUCCGACACCCAAAAAGACAUGCGAAGUCUGCGGGAAGAGCUUCCAUAUACUGUCCCAAUACAGAAGGCAUUACGCCUACCACGCGAACGAGAGAAAAUACGGUUGUGAGACAUGCGGGAAAAGAUUCAAUUCUUUAGAUAUUUUAAAAGUCCACGCCAGAAUCCACACGGACGAGAGACCGUUUAGCUGUUCUGAAUGUGGUAAAACUUUCAGAACAGCCGGCUGUGUGGGCAGACACAAGAGGAUAGUCCACAGGAAUGUAGGACUUCAAAAAAUUUAAAAAUUCUGUUAUUUAGUUGGUAGUUGACUCCGUUAUCGUUGUAUUAAGUUAUUUAAUAAAGAUUUAUCUGACACGUU